Rana temporaria (common frog) is the source of this 1090-nucleotide messenger RNA. Its product is annotated as putative gustatory receptor clone PTE01. Lineage: Eukaryota; Metazoa; Chordata; Amphibia; Anura; Ranidae. Bases 1 to 948 code for a protein of 315 amino acids. The transcript has a single exon. The record is from RefSeq and is a predicted model, not a curated record. Gene Ontology annotation, biological process: G protein-coupled receptor signaling pathway. Gene Ontology annotation, molecular function: G protein-coupled receptor activity; olfactory receptor activity. Gene Ontology annotation, cellular component: membrane.
AUGGCUGCAUGUCCAAAUCAAAGCACAGAAGAAGAGUUUACUAUUGUGGCAUUUUCUGCACCUCCAGUUGGACAGUUUACAAUCUUUAUUGGAGUUUUAUUAAUGUAUCUGAUGACUAUACUUGGAAAUGUCACUAUUAUUACAAUUGUUUAUGUGGCACCAAAAUUACAUACCCCAAUGUAUAUGUUUUUGUGUAAUCUUUCCCUUGUAGAUGUGACAACCACCUCCUCAUGCAUCCCCAAAUUACUUGUGAUUACUCUAACACAAGAUCACAAAAUCUCCUUUCAUGGUUGCAUAAUUCAAUUAUUUUUCUUUAUGCUGUGUGCUUGUGCUGAGACAUUAAUCCUGACAUCUAUGGCGUAUGACCGAUAUCUGGCAAUAUGUAAGCCGUUACAAUAUUACCUAAUUAUGAAUAAGAAACUUUGUGCUUUGAUGGCGGCUUCUUCCUGGUUGAUUGGAGCUUUAAACUCAUUGGUUUUGUCCUUACUUAUAUCUGUUUUAUUGUUUUGCAAAUCUCGUGACAUCAACAAUUUUUUCUGUGACCUCAAUAUAAUGAUUUCACUUUCCUCUGGUGAUACUAAGACCUGGAAGCUUGUUGAAAUUUUUGAAGACAUUGUAUCGGCCUUUACACCAUUUGUAUUCAUAAUAACCUCAUACGUUUUAAUAAUUUCCAGCAUAUUAAAAAUACAUUCUAGAGAUGGACGUCUCAAAGCUUUCUCCACAUGCAUUUCCCACCUCAUCACUGUUAUAUUAUUUUAUGUCCCUGCCAUGUUUUUAUAUUUUAAAGAAGAAUCAGAAAAUACAAAAGAGCAAGACAAGUUACUUUCCAUGCUGUAUCUUGUUGUGGUUCCAAUGCUGAAUCCUCUGGUGUACAGUUUGAGAAACAAAGAUAUUUGGACGGCUAUUUCGAAAGUAAAGAUGGCAAGAAGGGAACUUUUGAGGCACUAAAUAAACUGUUACCUUAGACUUCAUAUUCAGUUCAAAUAUAUAAAUAUAGGAAAUAGAAAUGGGACUUUAGAUGAUUCCAUCUUCAAGGAAUAUUAUGGUCCAAGUCGAUUCAACCUAGAGAGAUCUUUCCCUUAAAUAAGGU